Molecule: messenger RNA, 1595 nt
Organism: Pogonomyrmex barbatus (red harvester ant)
Lineage: Eukaryota; Metazoa; Arthropoda; Insecta; Hymenoptera; Formicidae
Gene: scalloped
Product: TEA domain transcription factor 1 homolog scalloped
Biological process (GO): embryonic organ development; hippo signaling; regulation of transcription by RNA polymerase II
Cellular component (GO): transcription regulator complex
Molecular function (GO): RNA polymerase II cis-regulatory region sequence-specific DNA binding; DNA-binding transcription factor activity, RNA polymerase II-specific
Source: RefSeq, a predicted model, not a curated record
AUGGAGAAGGAUGUAUACGUUCGCGAUCGUAGUAGUGGCCAGAACAUUCCGAGGUUUCGCCGGCGAGAGCCGUCCACCCUCUCGAAGUUCCUACACCCUAUCACGGUCGGCCUGGUCAUACCCUAUCCUUCAUCCGAACAUUUCCAUCCCCUGGGCAGUGCGGUGGCUGCAGCCGACACCAUUUCCGCGCCGUGGACCCCCGCGAGUUCCGGGCCGCCGCCCGACGCCAACGGCUCCGGCUCGGAUACGAAGAACCUCGACGUUGGCGAAAUUAGCGAUGACGAGAAGGAUCUGUCGGCAGCGGACGCGGAAGGUGUAUGGUCGCCGGAUAUCGAACAGAGCUUUCAGGAAGCUCUUACCAUAUAUCCGCCAUGCGGUCGACGCAAAAUCAUCCUUUCCGACGAAGGGAAGAUGUACGGUCGCAACGAGCUGAUCGCCCGUUAUAUCAAAUUGAGGACCGGCAAGACGAGAACGCGAAAGCAAGUGUCUUCGCAUAUACAGGUUCUCGCGAGAAGAAAACUCCGGGAAAUACAAGCAAAACUCAAAGUGGAUCAUGCCGCCAAGGAGAAGGCGCUCCAGACAAUGUCGAGCAUGUCGAGCGCCCAAAUAGUAUCAGCUGGAAGCGCGAUACACAACAAGAUGCCCCCCGCCCUCGUGGGGCCCCUUGCCCUUCAUGCUUCCACCCCUGUCUCCUAUCCCGGAGCGCAAUUUUGGCAGCCAGGCCUGCAACCAGGAACGUCCCAGGAUGUCAAACCCUUUCCUCAGCCUGCUUACACCGGGAAACCGGCGACAGCGGUCUCGAGCGGUGACUUGGUCCAGGCGCAGCCUGCACCACCAUGGGAAGGACGCGCCAUCGCGACUCACAAGCUCAGGCUUGUCGAGUUUUCAGCCUACAUGGAACAGCAAAGAGACCAGGACAUUUAUCACAAACACCUGUUCGUCCACAUAGGAGGUUCCGCGACCUACGCCGAUCCGUUAUUAGAAGCGGUCGAUGUUAAGCAGAUAUACGACAAAUUCCCGGAAAAGAAGGGCGGUCUCAAAGAACUUUAUGAUAAAGGACCGCAAGCGGCUUUCUUCCUCGUUAUUUGGGCUGAUCUCAAUAGCAACAUCCAAGAUGAAGCUGGAGCAUUCUAUGGCGUCACGAGCCAGUAUGAGAGCAACGAGAACAUGACGAUAACGUGUUCGACGAAAGUAUGCUCCUUUGGAAAGCAGGUAGUAGAGAAGGUGGAGACGGAAUACGCAAGGUUUGAGAAUGGCAGGUUCGUUUAUCGCAUUAGCCGUUCACCUAUGUGCGAGUAUAUGAUUAAUUUCAUCCACAAAUUGAAGCACCUGCCAGAGAAGUACAUGAUGAAUAGCGUUCUUGAAAAUUUCACCAUCCUCCAGGUUGUUACGAACAGGGAUACGCAGGAAACAUUAUUGUGUACAGCAUAUGUUUUUGAAGUGUCAACUUCUGAACACGGUGCUCAGCAUCACAUAUACAGAUUGGUCCAAGACUAGCCUGCUUGAACCUGCUCGCCAUGCAGCCAUCCACCCCCAUCAGUGCCUACCAUCAUAUAAAGAUCAUCCAUACACGUAUAUACAUUACACUGUGAAAA